Molecule: messenger RNA, 5776 nt
Organism: Paramuricea clavata
Lineage: Eukaryota; Metazoa; Cnidaria; Anthozoa; Malacalcyonacea; Plexauridae
Source: the annotation of a GenBank genome assembly
UGUGAAUGUACUAGCCAACACACUGAGCCGUAUAUUAAGACACCAUCACUCGUCAUCAAAAACGGCUCGGUUGACGUACGUCAAAAACUUCCCUUGCCGAAGUUCUGACAUAGUUACGUCACAAACUCUCACAUUGGCCGCCUCAAUCUCAUAAAUCGUGGGCGAAUAGCUAGCUGUUUGUUUUGAUUCGUGAGAGCUAGACCAACCUGGCUGGGAAAUUAUUCGUGACGUCAGUUGUGAACGAACCUGAUAUAAAUAAUGACUAGUCGCUUGACCACAGUUAUAAUCGCAUUUAGUUCGAGGUUUGUCAUUUGAACCCGGGUUUGAGUCAGGUGUAACUGAAAAGUUUCAUAGAAAGAGCUUCGACUUUUAAGAAAAGUUUCAAAGGAUAUUGUGCAUGGUUAACAAGCUAGUUACCACCAUAUAUAAUAAUGGUUCGCUUAGCAUUAAUGAUGGUUGUUUUAUGUGUGGUCAUUCCACCUACAGUACAGAGAUCAUGUGAAAAUGUCAUCACAAGGGAGCGUUGUUUCAAGGACUGUUGUGGGAGGUCGGUUUUGUUUUGCAUCGACAGUUGUGUUGGCUUACGGUGUUCCCGUUCAUUUGAAUGCGAUAGCAGCUGUUGCAGGAAUGGAACGUAAGUAAAAAAUAUUUCCUUUCAUUUGCCUUCAAUUAUAACAACUGCCGUCAUUUUAUUCAUUUUUAACAACACAAGUAGAUGCACGUUCGCCACGCAUGACUGCGCUCGAGACGUCAGUGUUUUUGAAAACCUUCGUUUUUUCACGUGCAGACUAUAUUCAAAGUGCUUCCUUCUCAGCAGAAGUCUCCACUUUGAAAAACAGAUCGGCAAGCGUAUCGAUAAUCUUCAUGCAGUUAUAUGUCCGAAGGCGAGAGUUUGUAUAUCCGCGAAUGUUGUAAAUGGCUUGUGAAACGUCUUAUUCAUGAGAACAUUCGUUAUCGUAUUCUUCAACAAUUUAAAAUAAAUUAAUAAUAUUUGGUUAAAAAAUUGAACUUAAUGUUUAUGUGAAUCAGGUUUAUGUGAAUCAGCAUGAUUCUGUAUCAGAUACACAAUGGCUCAUGAUUUCUUUUGUGAUUUCUUCAUGAAUUAUAUAUAAUUUAAUAGGUCUUUAAAGGCACAGUACAGCCUGUUGAGCGAUGGUUUUUAAGGCACAUUUCAGCCCUGUUAAUUGAAAAAACUAACUAGGAAAAUCAAUUAAGCAUAAUUCAAAAUCAGUAAACUCGAUGUUUUUAACAAUAUGAAUGUUUUAAAAUGUUAAAAACAUUAAGAUUGGUGAUUUUGAAUUAUGCUUAAUUGAUUUUCCUAGUUAGUUUUUUCAAUUAACAGGGCUGAAAUGCGCCUUAAAAACCAUCGUUCAACAGGCUGAACUGUGCCUUUAAUAGUCUGGCUUAGAUUAGAGUAGCAUAAUCUAAAAAUAGGUACGCUGUAGCGUACAUGGCGUCUGCUGGAUCAAAAACAAAGAAUGCGUAAUGAUGAAUGUUAAAACAAUUUAUCGUAAACAGUUCGGAAACUUUCGUAAACGCGCGGGUUUUAACCUAACCAAAGAGCCUGUUCGCAGGAGAAGCGAACCGUGCACUGCAUACAUAUAUCUGAACUUCUUGGCGACAGCAUACGGCGACUACUGUUCCAGUAGACGCCCAAAACCAUGUGUUCUAACUGAUCGUAAUUAAGCCUGGUUUCCAUAUGGUCGUAAAGUCACGAUCUUUCUCAACGGCCAGUUUAUAUUAGUAUAAACCUACUAGUAGGCUAUCACAUAUCGUGCCUUCUGAUUGGCUACGCUACUAGUAGGCUAUUAGUGAUAGCCUACUAAUAGAAAAUUCAAAAUGGCGGGAAAUUCGCGUUUUGCACUUUUGCCGAAGUGUCUGAUGAUUUUUGGAUGACUUGUUGAACAAUUCUGUACUAAAAAACCCCGAAAAAAGCAACACAAAUAUGGCCGGAAUGGCAAUUUUUAAGGGUAAGAAAAUAGACAAAAUAACAUAAACUCAAUGAAAUUUUAAAAUUAGAACUGAAUUUUGUAAAACAUUUUUACGCGAACAAAAACUAAAAUAUUUGUUUACCUUUAAUGGUUUUAUGGGGUUUUUUUGUGUAUUUUUGUAUUGUGUUUGCAGCGUAGUUGUAAAUUAAUGUUAAAGUUUAUACUAAAACAAUUAGACAACUCGGCCUCGUUGUCUAUGAGCAAAUAGUCAACUCGGCUUCGCCUCGUUGACUAUUCGCUCAUAGACAACUCGGCCUCAUUGUCUAAUUGUUAAAUAGUUUAUACCUGUAAACCGCAUAUAAACUGAUAAGUAUUCUCAUAUAGUUAUAACCACUCCUCGUAUUUUCAAUUCUAAAAUGUUGUAUUUCGGCUGAUGAGAAAGAUCGUGACUCAAUCUUUACGACCGUUACGACCAUAUAGAAACCAGUUAGUGAAAUUGAUUCACGGAAUGAAUUGUUCGUUUUAGUUGUACUAACAAGUGUGAUACUGACACAUCGAAUACCUCGGAGGCAGAAUGGCUCAAAUAUGCAGCUCCUAUUCUGGUUGUAAUCUUGAUAGUUCUGUUUUUCGUCUGGAAAUACUGGUGGGGACCGAAACUUCGCCGUCAGGCAGCAACCCCAGCCGCUCAAGGUACUGAAAAUUUCCAAUAAAAUAAAUAAUACUAUCUCAAGGUACUGAAAAUUUCCAAUAAAAUAAAUAAUACUAAAGAUAUUUAGUUUCGAAGCGUAUCAUCAUCAUCAUCAAUCAAUUUUAUUUAAAAUCAAGAACACGCUAGCCUCGCACAACUAAAAGCUGAUUUACAGGAGGGGCGUGAUAUAUAAAACAGUAGAAUAUAUGGAAUAUUAUAUAAACCCCCCAACCUCCCCCCAACAACAAAUUGAGAAAAAUAAAGUCAAGUAAAGUAAAUAAAGAGAGUUAACUAUAAUUAAGUCAACAUGGUUCUUAAAGGACAGUUCCGCAAUACUACGCUUAAAUUGACUGAGCGAAGUCGCUCUUUUUGCAUCUAAUGGAAGAUUAUUCCACAGCAUUGAUGCGCUAUAUUUAAAGCUUCUCUUCAAAAAAUUAGUUUUUGGUUUUGGAAGUGCUAGAUCCGUUUCCUGAUUUCGUAAAUUAUGGCGUCUAUUAAGUUCACUAAGUCUUACAAGGCUUUCUCUUAAACAUGGCGAACAAUUUUCAUUAAGGAUUUUAUAUAUUAGGAUACUCUUCAACUUAGCCCGCCUAACAUGUAGAUUAUCCCAUCCUAAACCUUCCAAAAGAUCACUUGAUCUAAUCCUAUCAUCAUAUCUUGCUCCAGUGAUAACCCUAGCCGCACGAUUUUGUAAUAUUUGCAAUUUAUCUUUUAAUAUUUUAUCGCAUGUAUCCCACAGGGGAGAGCAAUAAUCAAAAUACGGUUGAAUUAAUGAUUUGUAUAAUGUAACAAGAGAGGUCUGCGGAACGAAUGGUUUAAUUCUCCUCAAUGCUCCUAUGCCUGAACAGAUCUUCUUGCAUAUUUCUUCAAUAUUGAUGUCAAAAGUCAAUCUCUCAUCAAGAUCAACUCCCAAACAUUUAUUCGAGACAACAGGUGAAAUAUAUAUAUAUAUAUAUACGUAUAUGUCCGCUUCUAACACUAUAAAUGAUUUAUUCAAUGUCGAUCACACAAGACCUGGUUUAAGUACGACCAGAUUUUUCCAAGCAGUUAUUGUCGAGAAUUUUUUUACCAAAUUAAUUUCGUCCGCACCCGGUUUGAUAAAAAAUUUUAGUAACAAUAUACAGCAAGAAGAGAACGCUCUACUUGGCCCGGCAGGGAUUCGAACUCACGAGGGCCUUUAGCCCGCGUGCAGAGGGCCUUCGGUUUACCAGUCCGAUGCUCUACCGACCGGAGCUACAUCAUGCAAUUCAAGUUGGGAGCUAGCUGGUCGUAGAAUGAUGGUGAUUUCAAAGGUUCGUCGAAACAAUAAUUAGUGUUAUCUGGCUUCGACAAGGCAAGCAGGUUGACUAGGUUGUAAUCUCGAAUAGUGUACCGAAAUUUUUCGAAGAAAAUCUUGUUACUACAUUUUUUCAAAAAUUGACAAAAUUUUACCAAAAGUAAAAUAUUCUACCAAUCUACCAUGACUGCGUCAUGGUUGUCCAAUAGACCUUGCCUUGCUUAUGGCGCGAUCGUUUCGUACUGCAGUCAUUUCAGUUCGCACUCAACUGCCAAGUUUCAGAGUGCCCCUAGUUUUUAAUGCUUGACACGAGAGUAUUUGUGCUUUUCAGGAAAUGUACCGCGAUGGUGAUUGCUUUCAGAACCAACGACGAGCAACAGUCAACCGACCAGACAGCUUCAAGCAAGUGAUGGCAUAAGCUCCUCUUUUGACAAAGUUUUACCUUCUCAGCAAUGUCAUAUCUUCAUUGCUUUUAUAUUUUGUAUAUAAUUUCACUAUAAACCUAGCGAGUGGCAAAGUCAGAAAUGGUGACACAUUUCAGAAUUUCUGCCAAUCGAUCAGAAAACCCGUGUGCUAGGAUAAUCAUAUUAUUGUCAUGCAAUAGACUCUUCCGGGAAACAAGCGAAAGGGCUUUAAAGCCGAAGCCCUUGGCUAUAUAGGCCGUUUCCGUGACUGAGAUAUCGGCUUUAAAGCCCUUUCGGCUUUCGCUUGUUGCUGAUGAUCUAAGUAUAUAAAGAUCUUUUAUAUCAUCUAUAAUACAACUGCAUGAUUUCGUAAAUCUGUAUGGUAUGGCACAAACUUUAUUUAAAGACGCUAUAGCCGAGUUUGUCGGUUAACCGAGUCAAAUCCGAGCCGGAGUCAAAUGUCCGAGUCAUAGUUUAAUCGAUGGUCUUUGCAGUUCAAUGACUUAGUACCCUAAUCCUAACCAUAAUCCCACUCCUAACUUACCCUAACCCUAUUCAACUGUGAAUUUUAUUCAAUUUCGGAGUUUGUCGGUUACUGACUGACUCAAAUCCGAGUUCCAGUCAAAUGUCCGAGUCACUGUUUAAUUGUUUUUGUCGGUAAAAUGACUUAGUUAGGGAACCCUAAACCUACUCCUAACCCUAUUCGACUGUGAAUUUUCUUCACUUUCGUCUUUUUUUACGCGACUCGGGCGUUUGACUCGGGCUCGGGACUGACUCGGACUCGGAUUUGACUUGGUAAAUGGAUAUACUCCGCUAUAGCCUCGUCAACAGUUUGUUGAUUUCCAGGAGUAGCGUCAAACCGUUAACAAGAAUUAUAUACGAGAAUUAAGAAAAUGUACAGAAAUUAUUUAAUUAAUUCGGGUGUGACCCACGUGUAUUACAUACUUGAAACUUUGUUUAAGAAAUACUCUUCUCGGUUUUGCAAGGGCUAAGUCAGAAUGGCCAUUUCUGAGCUCAUAGUUAGGUUGCACAGCAUUUAUCCUUAUUAUAAUGUUUCUUUUAAAGUUCGGUCAGCUGUGAUUAUUCGGCAGGGCUUUGUACAACGAUGUUGAUUUCAGUGGUUGUACGGCGUCUUGUCACUAAAUUAGAGAGUUUGAGCAAGAAAACGAAGUCGGACGACGACGACGACGUGGUUGACAAUUUUUGCCUGUCUUGCACAUUAUCUUGCGCAUUCUGAGUUUAGGGUCAGGAGUAAAGACAGAUUAGAGAUUCAUGUCUAGCUGUUUGUGAAUGCUGACUCAAAUCCUUACCCUGAUCAGUAUAAAACAGCGAGACAUGAAUCCAUAUCCCGUCUUCGUUCUUCUGCCUUCGUUCACAACGAAUAUUUUGGCAAAAUUCGUUGUGAACUUCGUUCUGCACGAAGGCAGAAGGACAAAGACGGGAUAUACAGGGUGUAUCAAAAAAAGCGCAACCUCGG